AUGAAGCUGCAAUAUUUGUUGGCUUCGCUAAAAGGAGAUGCUGCCAGGUUAUUCAACCACGUAAAGCUUGUAGAAGGAAACUACAACAGUACGUGGCAAGCUUUGUUGGAUCGGUUUGAUGAUGCGAAGAUGCUGAAACGGGACUAUUUCAAGGCGUUGGUGGAUCUGCAACCGAUGGCUGCCGCAACGGCGGAGGAAUUGACUCGUAUCGUCAACGAGUCGAAGCGCUUAGUGCUUGGGAUGGACAGAUUGCAGGAGCCUGUAUCUUCCUGGGAUACACCAUUAUCAGUCUGCCCGUUCGAAGCGUUUUGUGAGCAGAAUAGUUUCGGUGGUGGAUGGCUAGUGAUUCAGUACCGCUUCGAUGGAUCCUUGGACUUCUAUCGGAAUUGGACGGAAUAUCGGAAUGGAUUCGGGUCACCUUAUCAAGAGUACUGGCUCGGAUUGGAGCGUUUAAAUCAACUAAAAUCGCAGGGACGCUAUGAGCUGCUGGUCGAACUGAAGGGAUUCAAUGGUACUUACAGCUUUGCUCAAUAUGAUGAGUUUGAGAUCGGAAGUGAAUCGGAGAAAUAUUCUCUGAAGAAACUAGGAGCCUUUAGCGGAACUGCCGAAGACGCGUUGAGUCGGCAAAAAGGAAGGAACUUUAGUACAAAAGACAGGGACAAUGAUAUAGCCAGCGAAGAUUGUGCCGCUAUUCGCCAUGGUGGUAUGACAAUUGUGCUGACUCAAAUCUGA
Molecule: messenger RNA, 732 nt
Organism: Anopheles coustani
Lineage: Eukaryota; Metazoa; Arthropoda; Insecta; Diptera; Culicidae
Product: ficolin-3-like
Exons: 2
Coding region: 1-732 (243 amino acids)
Source: RefSeq, a predicted model, not a curated record